Messenger RNA from Diachasma alloeum, 357 nucleotides. RefSeq lists its product as uncharacterized. The record is from RefSeq and is a predicted model, not a curated record. Lineage: Eukaryota; Metazoa; Arthropoda; Insecta; Hymenoptera; Braconidae. The coding region runs from base 1 to 357 and encodes 118 amino acids. The transcript is spliced from 2 exons.
AUGGCAGCAGAAAUGGUCCGAUUCGACCAAGGGGAGAUGGACCUAUCGCCUGAUCCCGUAAGUGGCUGCCUGGGACAUGGUUGCUUCCGGAAAUUCAAAUUCAAACAUGAAGAUUCCCCGAAGUGUCCCACCUGCGCAGAAGUGGACGAGAACGCGGAGCACGUAUUCUUCACAUGCCCCCGUUUCAGUGACAUCCGGGAUACUGGGGAGACUGAACUGGGAAGAAAAGUCUCGCCCGAGAAUCUAGUAGAAACAAUGUUGUCAUCACAGACAGCCUGGGACGCAACGAGCAACUUUGCGGCGGAAGUCAUGAAGGAACUCAGAAACGAGGAACGCACGCGCAUGGUUGCAGUAUAG